Molecule: messenger RNA, 1350 nt
Organism: Solea senegalensis (Senegalese sole)
Lineage: Eukaryota; Metazoa; Chordata; Actinopteri; Pleuronectiformes; Soleidae
Gene: mylpfa
Product: myosin light chain, phosphorylatable, fast skeletal muscle a
Exons: 7
Coding region: 81-593 (170 amino acids)
Biological process (GO): skeletal muscle tissue development
Cellular component (GO): cytoplasm
Molecular function (GO): calcium ion binding
Source: RefSeq, a predicted model, not a curated record
CCCCGGGAUGAACGAAUAACGCGGCUUCACACUGUCUUGUCUUUCUUGAUCAACCGAACCACCACUCAUACCGUCUCGAGAUGGCACCAAAGAAGGCCAAGAGGAGGCAGGCAGCAGGAGAUGGUGGCUCCUCCAAUGUGUUCUCCAUGUUUGAGCAGAGCCAGAUUCAGGAGUACAAGGAGGCGUUCACAAUCAUCGACCAGAACAGAGAUGGUAUCAUCAGCAAAGACGACCUUAGGGACGUGCUGGCCUCAAUGGGCCAGCUGAACGUGAAGAAUGAGGAGCUGGAGGCCAUGAUCAAGGAGGCCAGCGGCCCCAUCAACUUCACCGUCUUCCUCACCAUGUUCGGCGAGAAGCUGAAGGGUGCUGACCCUGAGGACGUUAUCCUUAGCUCCUUCAAGGUCCUGGACCCCGCAGGUACCGGAACCAUCAAGAAGGAAUUCCUCGAGGAGCUCCUGACCACUCAGUGUGACAGGUUCACCAAGGAGGAGAUUAAGAACAUGUGGGCCGCCUUCCCCCCAGAUGUUGCUGGCAACGUAGACUACAAGAACAUCUGCUAUGUCAUCACACACGGAGAGGAGAAGGAGGAGUAAAGAGAAAGCGAGACGACAAGAAAGACAGCAAUCCCUUUGCUAUUCUGCCUUCCCUGCCCUUUUCUUUACUCCUCUUCCUCCCUGCUCAAGUUCUGUGUUAACCCAUGUGCUCAACCACUCAUGUUCAAACCAAAGACUUGUCACAAGGACACGUGAGAGGGCUGACGUCCAUGGCGGUGUCUCUGUGUGCUUAUGGGGAAUAGGGAUGAUUUUCAAUAAAAAUACCUUAUAAAAAUCAUUUCCAUCCACAAGCUUUUCUCAUAAACACCUCUCCUUUCUUGCGAACCAUCUUCGGUCGUCUCACCUCUACAUCUCUUUCUGCCCCAACGCUUCAGCCUCUGAGGUGUUUGUGUGCUUCCCUCAGUAUCUGGGAGGAAGACGGGUGUUGCUACUGCGAGGUGGUGGUGCACAGAAAGACAAGGACUUCAUUCCAAAUUUAGAAGAUGUCCUGUUGUUUGGGGUGGAAGGGGGGUGAGAGGAGGAGGAAGUGUGUUGGCAGGUUAGAGAGGGAAAAGUUGCCUCACUUAAAGUGACGGCAACUUUUGUUUUGCUUUUUCUUUGAAAGAAACAACUGGAGGAGAGGAGAGAAAGGGCCGAAAGAAAACAUUCAAGUCUUCGAUCUCUUUCUCCCCGCUCCUUCCUGCAGCCAUGAAAUCACCUUCUUUUUUCCAUAAGCUGUCUCAACCUCAGUGACUGGACUUUCCUCUGUAACGAAUAAAAGGGAAACACUGUGAAUAAAAUCUCUUUUUGUACCAUA